GUUACCAAGCCACAUGUUUUAACAACAAACAAAACAAACCAAUUCACAAGAUCAAACCACACUGUCGUCUCACUAUCCAAACCUCUGCCAUUCCUUCUCAUUCACCAACAAAAUCAUCACACCGCAUAAAUAAAUCCUAAAAAUAUAAAUUAAACAAAAAAUUCUACUACAUUAUACAACCAAACAGGAAACUAAAAUGUUGCUGCUUGAAUCCAGUGCUUCCAGUGUCGAUCUUCCGGAAGAGUUGCUACAACUUCUGCCGUCUGAUCCUUACGAGCAGCUUGACGUGGCCCGCAAAAUCACCUCCGUUGCGCUAUCCACACGUGUCAAUGCGCUCCAAUCAGAGUCUUCCACUCUGCGCGCCGAACUCGCCGAUAGAGAGCGGCUCAUCGCCGAGCUCCAGGUUCAGGUGGACUCCUUCGACGCCGCUCUCUCCGAAGCCGCCGAUAAGCUAGCCAGAGCCGACCAAGACAAGGAGAGUUUGGUGAAGGAGAAUGCUUUUCUUUCCAGUUCCGUGAGAAAGCUCACCAGAGAUGUCUCUAAGUUGGAGAGUUUCAGAAGGACGCUUAUGAAAUCACUUCACGAGGAUGAAGAUACUUCUGGAGGAGCAGCAAACCUUGCCGCUAAGUUGCAGAGUCAAGCAAGUAUCACUUCCUCGUCGCAAUUUGGAGAUGAAGAUGCUUCAACGCCUUCUUCUAGAUCUUCUUCAAUGCGAUUAAACACUUUCGAUACGUCAAAUUACAUUGCUGAUGAUCGUUCAGGAUCUGGAGCAUCCCAUAAUGUGGUGUUAGCAUCGGAAAGUAGCACCCCUCGCAUUACUCCUCCAGGUUCCCCUCCCAGUAAGUCUGCACUGGGAUCCCCGACAAGAACAUCAUCUAAGCCUGUCUCUCCAAGGCGCCAUGCAAUGUCCUUUUCAACCUCAAGAGGAAUGUUUGAUGAUAGGUCUUCCUCACAAACUGGUGAUGACUCCCUCAAAUCCAUGCCUUUCUUCCAUUUCUUCUACAUUAAUGCUUCAUUCACUACUUUUUUUUUCAUUCUUUCAGGUCGAACACGAGUAGAUGGAAAAGAGUUUUUUCGCCAAGUUAGGAGUCGCUUAUCCUAUGAGCAGUUUGGUGCAUUUUUAGCAAAUGUGAAGGAACUGAAUUCUCAUAAACAAACCAAAGAGGAAACACUGCAGAAUGCUAAUGAGAUAUUUGGGGCUGAAAACAAAGACCUUUAUACUAUAUUUGAGGGAUUGAUAACGCGCAAAGUCCAUUAGCUCUGCCUUCACUUAACUUUAUUCGUUUCAACUUUGUAACAUCUCAUGGUAUUUCAUCUACUUUAGCAACUUGUUCCCACAAUAUAUUUCACAGCUUGUUGCUUGAUAAAGUUCUCUUUAAAUUCUACAAGUUUUUUUU
Vigna radiata var. radiata (mung bean) is the source of this 1397-nucleotide messenger RNA. RefSeq lists its product as uncharacterized. NCBI's taxonomy places the organism in Eukaryota, Viridiplantae, Streptophyta, Magnoliopsida, Fabales, Fabaceae. The record is from RefSeq and is a predicted model, not a curated record. The transcript has 8 exons. Bases 197 to 1258 code for a protein of 353 amino acids.